AUGAGACUUCGGGCCUCCAACAAGGGAAAGCGGUUUCAUCCGCACAACUAUUUCCCAGAGCUCGAUUCAUCCGACGAGGACCAGCAGGUACCCGCAGACAAGCACGAUGACUCGGACGACGGCUUUGUUGGCGACGAUCACGCAGAAGAUGACUUUGAUAAGGACGACGAAGUAGAGCUUGAAGCUUCGUCAGCGGAAGAGGAUGAGGUGGCAAGCGAGCCAGCUUCAGAACUUGAACCUACUUCGCACUUUCCAGUCAGCAGGCGCAAGCAGAUUGUCGACGCAGAGGCCCUUGACGAGGAUGGGAUCAAGAUAGCUUGCGGACAAGUCCAGCCGUACCCCACUGAUUCUUCGGCAAAGUGGACGAGAUCCUACGCUGGCCCUGUCACCAGAUACGCCCGGCUUCCAGACCUGUGCAAGUACUGGUACGGUGACAGGGCUGGAUACGCGAGGAUCAUCAAUGGUCUGGUAAAGUUGUGGGCGAGGUACGAAAUCUAUCCGCCCAAGCUCCUCCUGAGCAAAGAUCAGAACCUCGCAAAGUCUCCGUGGGUGUCGAGCAAUUUUUGGGAAGCACAACAACAGAAGUUUCUAGACUGGUAUGUGAACUAUCUGUCAGCACGUCAGAAGCCAUCGGUAUAUGCGCCCCUCUCCGAGGCUACAGCAUCUAGGUGGUAUCUCCCACAAGCCGAGACAGGACUUACCGCCCUACUCGGCCCACAUGACGAUCAAAAGGAACACGUGCUCAAACAAGGCGACGCCAUCGCUCUUUUGCCUGAUGGCGGUCCUGCAGAAGAAGCAACAGAAGACGACAAGGUUGGAGGGUGGAUGUUUGAUGUUGGGGGAAUCGUGUUAUCCAUGGACUGGGCCCCUCGAAUUGGCGAGGUUGAUCAGUUACUGGCUAUGACGGUGAUACCAUACGCAGACCAAGCCUUCUACCAGAACCCUGAGGAGACGCCACAUGAAGCCACAUUGAAGCAAGGUAGCGUGCAGGUAUGGAGUGUGCCAUUGAAAAGGAGUUCGAAAGGACUCAUGGCAUUCUCCAGCUCUCGACCUCGCCUAGCCUCAGCGCUAUGUACCGAAUCCGGGCGGGUACUGCGUAUGCAGUGGUGCCCAGUCGCUCUUACAGUUGGUGGUGUCAUCGGCCUCCUGGCCGUGCUGAUGGCCGACGGAAAAGUGAGGGUGCUAGAAGUUAGGCAGUCCCCCAGUAAGAACAUGCGAGGAACAUUCGAAGAAAUCCAGGAGCCUCUAGCCACUAUUGAGUUGAAAAGCGAGUACAAUGUGAAGAUAACGUCGUUCGCUUGGUUGAACGUCAACCGCGUAGCUGUUGGUCACUCCGAUGGCUCGGUGGCAGUUUGGUCUUUGUACCCAUGCAUGAUGCUUCAACGCCAUCCUAUCCAUUCAAGCCCCGUCGUGGAUAUCAAAUCAGGCUAUCCGUCCCACCCCUUCAUUGUGGCAACAGUUCCUACUGGUGGAGUAGUGACAGUCACAGAUUUGAACAGGCCGAAUGCUGAGCUUGUCUACUGUGCCAACCUCAGUAUUUCACUACAGCCGAAUCUUCUAGCAUGGUGUGAGCACAUGCGUGGCUUCGUCUCACUCUGGCCAUCGUCAAGUCCGGCAAAUAAUUCCGUGUCGUUCAUGGCAAUACGUACUUGGCCACAGACACGAUUCGCCGCUGCCGCCAAUGGCCAGGUGACAUGUCUGGACGUUGGGACCCACCAUCCGUAUCUCCUGGUGGGCUCUACAGAGGGCACACUAUGGCUCUCUAAUCCCUUCCGGAGGAUAUUCUUCUUCAAGAACAAGCACAAGAAGCUCAGAAUAUUCCAGCACGACUAUCAAGCUUUGAAUGUGCAGGAUAAGGACGACCAGGACACGGACCAGGAGGUUCCUAGAGGUGUCUGCAGGAUCCUCCAUGGCUUUCAGCCUGAACAUAAUGCCCAUCCAAAGCAUGAGAAAAGCAAUGCGAUGGCCAAGAGACACGGUGGACAGAAGAAGAAGGCGAAGAAGGGGAAGUCAAAGAAGAAGGCGCCUGUCAUUGAAGCAGAAGAAGCUGAUGAAGAUCUUGAGGAUGAAGGUGAUGGGAGCGCCAUGCCAGCUGGGGACAUAACUAUCCAUGAUCCGCUGACCCGAAUCUCCGCUGUCACCUGGAAUCCGAACAUCCAGUUCAGUUGGUGGGCUGCCGCCGCCACGGCAUCGGGACUGGUCAGGAUCAUGGAUCUAGGCACGGAACAGCUUGGGGAAGGGUCGAGUGAAGAGGAAGAGGAUUUUGUUGAUGAGGACUCGGAUAUCGUCAUGGGCGGGUAG
Molecule: messenger RNA, 2301 nt
Organism: Neoarthrinium moseri
Lineage: Eukaryota; Fungi; Ascomycota; Sordariomycetes; Amphisphaeriales; Apiosporaceae
Exons: 3
Coding region: 1-2301 (766 amino acids)
Biological process (GO): transcription by RNA polymerase III
Cellular component (GO): transcription factor TFIIIC complex
Molecular function (GO): protein binding
Source: RefSeq, a predicted model, not a curated record